AGUGCCAACCUCCAGGCCAAUAAUACAGCCAAUAGUUCGUGGCGUGGAUGAUUGCAUUGAAAACAAACGAAGUGUCACGGUUGUGUGGACGGUAAGGCAAGGCUUUUAACAAUUAUUGGAUGAGGUUUUUGUGAUAUGCGGAAUUAUCAAGGUCGAGGCAACUGGCAAGCGUUAUCGACCGCUUACCGACACGUUGAUAAUUCCGCAUAUCACAAAAACCGAAUUCAAUAAUUGUGUUAUAAUACAUUUGAAGAAUAUAUAAUAAUAAACAUAGUAUUAACGCAUGAAAAACUUUAUUUAUGAAAACCUAUCCAUAUUCACAUUUUUUCUACGUUUGUUCAAAAUUUUGCUUUGCUAGUUUCCCUUUGUUUGUGUUAAAUAGAUACCGCUUGCUAAUCAUCGCAGGCUCAGUUGCAGAUAACUCGGUUAUCUGCUAGCAGAUAACUGAAUUUUGUCUAGGUUGCGUGAUUGCGCGAUUUAACUGUAAGCUCUUAGCCAAUCAAAUUGCUUUCACCAACUAAAAUGUAUAGUAAUUUUAUUUAUUAGUUUACGGAUUUGACUUAAAAAAAACUGGUCGAUUGUUCUGAAAAAAAAAUUAUUUUGUCUCGGCUCUUUAAAAUCGAUCUAAACAUUCAACUUCAACUUGGAAAAACAUGGCUCCAAAUUGAUUGUCACCACUAUUGUCACAACGAUAACAUGAGCCAGCGGUACUUAGAGUCAAGAUUUACUUGGCGUGUACUUCAUGUCAGAACCCCAAAUUAACUAAAAUUAACUAACAUCGUAAAAUUGUUGACAUCGAAAUUUUUGUAUUUUAUAUUUCACUUUCGGAAUAUUUACGGAUCCGUAAACCAAUGAAUAAAAAAGUCUCGCCUAAGUGUAAUACGAAAGAUAAGUAAAAGAUGAGUUUGAUAAAACUCAUCUUUUACUAACUGAUAAGAAUAAAAGAUGAGCUGUUUCGGGGUGCGAUCAUAGAUAUCUUAUAUACACUAGAUAGCGCAUCUCUUUUAGUAAAAUUUCAAUUCCAGCGGUUACCCCCAUUUGAAUAGAUUGCGGCCAUGUUGGAGUUUCCCACUCGCUAAUGAACGCUUAAAAAACAACAAUAACUUUCAUCAUUUGAAUAGUUUGAAAAUGUAUUUGGAAUAGUUUCAACUUAAUAUUUAAGUUCCCUGUUUAAGAAAUAGAAAAUAUACGAGUCUUCUUAUUUCGUGGGAAUAUCCUGAGUUUGCAAUCACGGCUUCAAAUUUUUGAAAUACAGAAUAAUUAGAUGCACUAUCUAGUGUAUAUAAGAUAUCUAUGGGUGCGAUAAAUCGCGUACUUACGUACUGGAGGUACGCCAAUUUUACGGUCUGGUUCUUCGUUACUACUCUUGCUGUCGGCGUACGUGCAUUUUGCUGGUAUCAUAGGACCUUUAUACCAAGCCCAAGGCACAGAGGAGAGAUAUACAGAGAGGAAACUUACACUGGAUAACCUCGAUUUUUGUGUCACGCGUUCCACGCGCCACGCAAAAUUUCCCAGCCAGUGCCGUCGCUGAAAUUUCAUAGCAAAAGCAUAGGGAAAACGCCGUUCGAAAGGUGAAAAUCACUUUUUUUAAAAAAAUGAGAUACCCAUGGAAAAUUUGUUCAAUAAAUUAUUGUAGAAUAACGGUAAGCGAUCACUUUUAUUGAUUUAAGUGUUAACAUAACAUUUUAUUUUGCAAAAGUGUUUUUUUUUCUAUCUACUCCUUAUUAAAAUCGUGAAAUGCACUGGCUGGGAAUUUCACAUGCUCAUGUAUAAAUAACAAAGCAACGAAUGAUAUAAAUUCCUCAAACUAUAACUCUUGCAUAAAAAUAACAUGAAUACUUCUAUAAUAUGUAUAGUUUUAUUCCACUGCAUUAUGAAAAUUUAAUAAAAUAGUGAAUUAAUAUAAUUUUAUAUAGUUAAUAGACUUAAUAUAUCGGCGUGACAUAAUUUGCCGCGAGUUUUCUCUCUGUAGAUCUCUUCUCUGUGCCCAAGGUAUUCAAAACCGUAUACGUAACGGUAUAUAUGUACGUCUGACAUGUCUUGGCAUGAGACAUGACUGUACUCAAGCUUUAAAAUAUCGGUCUGUCACGGACUUUGUCCAACCCAUUUGUGAAUUGUCCGACGUAAAGAGAAACCACCGGACAUUAUGUCCGACCUAAGUGAAACUGAGGUUUAUUGUUUGUCCGACCCGAGUGUAUUGGUGUCCAACCGAAUGGUAGCUUUGUCCAACGUAAAUCAAAAUGUACCCUAGUCCAGGACUAGAGGCUUGUAUGUCAAAUGGAAAAUCAGAAUAAUGCAUGCGUGUAUAAAUAAUGAACUGGAAAUGUUGUUGGGGUUUAGUCCCCACUUUGUGGUGUUGGUGGUGGGGGUAUAUCCCCGGUGGGGGUAUAUCCCCUUGGUCUCUCCCCUUCUGUGUUCGGUAGAGUCUUUAGUCAAUCAGUAAAUUGUCUAGAAUGAUAUUUCGAAAAUAAUUGCACUUCUUUUAGGCAAUCACACUUAAGUAAUCUUUUCAUUUAUCUUAUUAUAUUUUAUAACAGCCUCCACCCGUCAAUGGCAGGAAUGGCAUAAUAAGGAAUAUGACUGUGAAAUAUUUUAAGAAGAAAUCCGAUCCACAACUGAUUUUUUUGCCCAACCUUACGAGUGCUGUGAUCUUUGGAUUGGACUGUGAUGUCGAGUAUCACGUGCAAGUGCGAGCGUGUAUAUAUGUCGACGAAAGUUGCAGCCCUUACAGUGACGCUCAAGUUAUUCCAAUUCAAUGUAAGUCGAUCUCAGGGGGGGGGGCAGAGAAUCUUUUUGGAGACUGCUCCUGGCAAGGCUCCUGGCAAUCAAUGUAUGAGAAAGUCCGCCAGCAUGGCAGCAUGCUGCCAGGAAAUUUUUUUAAUCUCACAGGAAAUUUUUAAGGAAAAGCAAGAUAUCAAGAAUGAAGCUCGAGAAAUUUCAAAAAUCAGCAUUAAAGUAACAAACAUCACAAUUAGAGCAUAAAUACAAUAAUCAUAACAUAAAAAUUUGUAUCAUAUGGCAGUGCUAUGACUGUCUGUUAUCAUGAUUCAUGAUUAUGAUACAUGUGGAAAACAAGGGCGUACUACUAUUAUUGAAUAGUGCAUGAACACUGAUAUAAAUUCAAACAAAAUUCAAAUAUUAUUUAAUAGAAUUCCUUCAUGUUAGUAAACCUAUAUUUUUCUUAAUAUUGAGGUAGUAUAUGACUUAGUAAGGUAGUAUUUACAACGCUGUUAUUGAAUUAUAACCAAUCAUAUUUAUAAAAAAAUUGGCAGGAAAUUUUUGGUUUGGGAAGCCUGCUGCCAGGAAGAAAAAUAUUUUAUGAGGGCUUGGCUCCUUGUUAGGUCUAAGUGCUUAGAAGUCUAAUUUUGAGUCUUCUUCUGAGUCGUUUAAGGUGAUUCAUCAGUUUUGCAUUGCACACGUUUACUGCGCAUAUCUAAUAACAAAUUCUAGCUAAUGUAUGUGGUCGAACUGCAAUGUAAAGUGAUGAAUAAAGGAUAAGGGCAAAGAGAAAAACACUCUGCGUUGAUUAGGCAUGCUUCAGGAAAUAUACCUGCAAAAAUGACAGAACUCUGGCUAGGACUCCUUGCGCAACGAACACUAAACCAUAUUAUGUUGCAUGUUUAACUCUUGUAUCUCUUUAAGAAGGUCCGUGACCCCACUUUUGUAUUUUGCUCAUCUAUACGUUUUACAUGUCAUACAUUUUUUGCGCAUGCUUCCCAAAAUAACAUGCCUGAGAAGAUGGGAAAAGACAUCUUUGCACCACGAGAAUGCACGUCAAUAGUUUUUGACUUGCUAAUAUACCAUGUUUUCUUGUAUAUAAUCAUUAGAUAGACAUUUUUAGUAGGAUCCUUGUUAAAAAAUUUAAUAAAGGAUAAGCAAUUGCGAUUGUUCCUGUAACUGGUAAAAGGGUCAAGAUUGGGCCAUAUGGGUCAAAAGGUGACCUAUUGCACUUGUCAUAUCUUCAAAACGAAUUCGGUGACCCCAACUUUUUUUCUGAGCUCCUUUAACUCAAAACCGACUUGAAAAUUCGCACUACUCGCUUUAAUGUCGUAUAUAUAAUAUACUUUUUUACGACAUUUCUGAUGGCAUAGUUAAUUUUGGUAAAAAGUAAAAUUGACAUUUUACAUUUUGUCAACUUAGUAUACUUUAAUAUAGGCAAUAUUUUAAAAUUCUCAAAAUUCUCAGCUAUAAAAACAAAAUCAGAGGUUCCAACACAACUUUAUUAAUACAUAUACUCUGACAUGUACUAGUUAAAACAUUCGCAUCGGAUCUUUAUCUGAUAUACAAACUCGAGCCGAAAACGGGCUUAAAAAACGACCCAUAUUAUGAGUUCAUUGGCGAAGUAAUUUUAAAAAUAGACAAUGUCUAAGCCGAGAAAUUCAAAGCUGAAGUUUAUGUAAAUCAGGACAAAUCUUUAUCCGAUUUACAAACGCUGAUUAAACAUUCAUUUUUUUUUUAAUUCUCUUCAUGAAUUUUUAAUGAGUUUUUAAACAUAUACUGUAAAUAUACUUGCUUGUAACAAAAAAAUCCACCAGAGUGUAACUUUCAAAAAGUUGGCCGGUUCUCUAUUAUGGAACAAUGGUUAAAGAGGUUGGAAGAAAAGGUUGGAAGAAAAAUUGAAAAUUGUUUUCUUUCAGUUAGAGAUGUUAGAGAUGAUGGAACCGAAACGCCAGAUGGAAGUACUGUUUUUUUGUGGGCCAGUGUUGGUGUUGGUGUGCUACUGAUCUUUUUUGCUUUAGCAGCAUGUCAAUACAUAUAUCGCAGGUAGACGGUUUGUGUCUCAUUAUAGUGAUCAAUCGCCACAAUUAUCAUCGUCGUCAUUGCUAUCAUCAUUUUCAUCAUCAUUAUCAUCAUCAUUAUCAUCAUUACCAUCAUCAUCAUUAUCAUCAUCAUAUCAUCAUCACUAUCAGCACCAUCACCAGCAUUAUCACCAUCAUCAUCACCACAAUCAUUAUCAUGAUCGCGACGAUCAUCAUCAUCAUUAUCAUUAUCAUCAUCAUCACCACAAGCGGAAGAUUAUCUACAAUUUUCAGACCUAACCAGGAGCGCCUGUGAAGCUAGGCCAUCUACUAUCGAGCGAGAUGCCCAAAAUCUUGAUAUUAGCUCAUGACUCGCACUGGCGUCACCCACUAUGUAUACAAGAACGUGUGGUUAAAGCGCUGCAUCGGAAUAUCCAGUAUAAAUAAAGUUAGUUUAGCUAGCUUUCCACCUCUAGUAACACUGCAUCAAUACGAGAUGACCCGUACUGGACCUUUAGGAAGGAGAGUUUAGAACUGAUAGAACUAUCCAGUAUAACUAUAAAUAUAAAUAUAAAGUUAAUUUAGGUUUCCUCUGUAGUGACACUGGUUCAAUAAAAGAUGACUCUUACUGGACAUCUUGGAAGAGCAGUUUAGAACUGAUAGAGCUAUCCAGUAUAAAUAAAGUUAGUCUAUUUUAGAUUUUAUUCAGUAGUAACACUGGAUCGAUAAGUGAUGACCCUUGCUGGAACUCUAGGGUCAGGAGAACAGUUUGAGACGGAUAGAGCUAUAUCCAGUAUAAAUAUCAACUAUUUAGGUUUCUUCCUGUAGUAACACUCGAUCAAUAUGAGAUGAUCCUUAAUGGACCUCCAGGGAGAACAGUUCAGAACUGAAAGUUUGAUUUAGGUUUCCUCCAGUAGUACACUGGAUCAAUAAGAGAUGAUUGUUACUGGACCUCCAGGGAGAACAGUUUAGAAUUAACUGAUAGAGCUAUCCAGUAUAAAUAAAGUUAGUUUAGUUCAGAUUAUAGUGUGCAUGAUAUAAUGGAGCAAUGGCAGCUAGAAUCUGUUGACAAAAUGUUUUUUUUUUAUUUUUACAGAAGAAGGAGGACGCCUCUUCGGCAGGUAGGAAAAGUUACCUAUUCACUUGUUUUGUAUCAAACUUGCAGUAUCGCGAUAAAUGCCAUAAAAACAAUGAGCAUAUAUAUACUGUUUUUAUUUUAAAAGUAUUAACAUGGCAAGCUACAUUGACAACUUAAUGAUAGAUAUUUUAUAUCUUAUUAGACAAAUUAAUGUUAAUAUCCGACUAGAAAGAAGAAGUAAUUAAAUUGUAAACAAGGAAAAACCUUUCUUCGUUAUCAAACUUUCAGAAAAUACUUCUAAUUUUUCUUAAAAGCUACAAUUUUAAGCAAUUAUAAAAGAGUGUUCUACACAUGCGAAGCAAUAUCACAAUAGUCAUCGACCUCAAAUCCUAGGUUUUAAGUUAUUUUUUUUGUGUUGGUGUUAUGUACUCAGGUGAAUGUGAUGUUUGUGAUGUUACUCUGAGUGUAUAUCCACACCGGGCAAGCUUUAAUGCUCUUCCAACUGAGCUACGCGGUCAGGUCAUAAGUUCAUCCACACCGGGCAAGCUUGAAAAAUAUGCCUGGUUGGCAAAUAUAUCAUUAUGCUGAAUGCUUGGACAUUAACUGUAUAAACAUUGAACAAAUUGCCAAAAACACAUCGUGUUUUUUCGUUUUAGGAAUUUAUUUAUUUCGCUGUAAGAAUGUAGUUGAAAACUAUAUCGUAGAUUCAAGUUUGUUAUUAUUUUUGCAUAGUUGUUAAAAUAUUUUGAGUAUUUUUCGAUAGUUUUAAAGUAUAGUUUGAUUUAUUUGCCAGCCUUAGAGUGUCAAAAUAGCACGUGUCCAAAGGACGAGUUGAGGUCUCUGAAAAACUCACUAGUGUUUGUUUUAUCCAAUUUUCACGAGAAACUAUCUUAUUACGUAUUAAUAAUAUACAUAAAAUUUUUCGAGACAAUUGACGAAGUUUUCCUGCUUUGUUAUAUCACUCAACUAUUUAAAUUUUGGUAGACUUGUUUAAGGUAAAAUCUUUUCCAUUUUUAGAAAAGUUAAAAGCAACCUUUUCCACCUAGGACUAGUUUAAAACAUGAGCAGGCGAUCUUUACCUGAUAUACAAACUCGAGCCGAAGGCGAGAGUUUGAAGUACUAUUUAAAGCACGCGUAUAGGAGUGUUUUAUCACAUAUAAAACACGACGCGUAGCGGAGUGUUUUAUAUGUGAUAAAACACGACUACAAGUGCUUUAAAUAGUUCUCAAAAACAACUCAUCUUAUACGAGUUCAUUGGCGAAGUAAUUUUUAAAAUAAACUUUGUCUAAACCGAGAAAAUCAAAGCUAUAAAAGUUUAUGUAAAUUAACGUGAUUUUUUAUCACAUAUAAAACCACGACACGCUUAUGAUUUUUCUUUGUAUUUUGCUCCUGAAUUAUUAAUGAGUUUUUGAAUAUCAGAUAAAGAUCGGAUGCGAAUCAUCUUUUAAAUUCAUUGGCGAAAAAUUUUUAAAAAUAAACAUUGUCUAAGCCGAGAAAAUCAAAGCUGAAGUUUAUGUAUAAAUCAGGGCAAAUCUUUAUCCGAUUUACAAACAUUGAUUAAACAUUUAUUUCUUUUGUAUUUUCCUCUGCAUAUUAUAUGCCAAGUCUCCAAUUUCAGUUACAUUUUCUGCAGUCUACACUAUAGUGUAUACUGACUGUAUGCUAUUUGUCAUUAUGUUCCGUUAGUAUGUGUGGUAAAAUUAUAUUUGUGGAAAUGUAAACAGCAUACUAAAGUAAUCAAUUAAAAAUUCUGUAGUAUAUACAGUACAGACUAUAAUAAUAGACCAUGCACGAUAAAGGGUCGAAUGUGGGCCAGGCAUUGCUUUAUGGGCCCCUUAUAGUGUGCACACCCCUUAGUGCUUUCUGGUCGUUGUCAUAUCAACUUUGCACUAUCCUUGGGAUCUCUGAGUUACUUUCGUGCAGUAUGUAGCAGUGUGAUUUUAAUUUCUCUUCUAACGUAUUGAUCGCCCUUACCUUCGAACUAAGUAAGAAUCUCAAGUGAGUUGAUCCUCACUUGGCCUCAGGGAGAACAAUUUAGAACUGAUAGAGCUAUCCAGUAGAAAUAAGGUCAGUUUAGGUUUCCUCCUGUAGUAACACUCGAUCAAUAAGAGAUGAUCCUUACUGCACUUCUAUAAGAAGAACAUUUGGAUAAAACUGAUUUUAUAACUAUUACUACUACGUAACAGAGUUGUAGUUUAAUUUAUAGCUUCAAGACCAAAUAAAUAAGACUAAAGUUACUUCAUUAACUAUUUGUUUUCAUAAUACAUGUGAGAAGAGUGCUUCCAGUUUGACUCUACCAAACAGGUUUUCUGCGCUGUUGCUUUAUUGUAUUCCUUCUUAAUUAAGUCGAUAGUUGACUUAUUAAAAUGAUUGUUUCGUGUGUAGCACAUAUUGAACUAUUGUUGAACUAUUUCAUUUUCUUCAGGUGAUCUCGAUGUCUAAAACAAACCUAUACAGCGAAUGAAUCAAUGUAAUGAUGGCGAUAAAUGUUGAUGAUGACGAUGAAAUGGAAAUUGACAUAUUACAUUGAAUUACACACCAUUAUGAAAUAAUUUCACAGAGAACUUUAAUUUCUGACAUAAUAAUUGGCCAUAAAUAUAAAAUGAUGUGUUCGCAUGAAUCUGUUGUGUGUGUGUGAGUUUCUUUCCCAAGGCCG
This is a messenger RNA of Paramuricea clavata, 8473 nucleotides long. The record is from the annotation of a GenBank genome assembly. NCBI's taxonomy places the organism in Eukaryota, Metazoa, Cnidaria, Anthozoa, Malacalcyonacea, Plexauridae.